UCGGGUCGGGUUUCGAUCCGAACGCAGUGUUUGUUUAUGCCAACAAUUUGCGCUUCUCGUGACAAAUUUCUAGGGUUUUCCAGUUGGGGGGAGGGGGUGUUACAGUGUUGUGUUGUGUGUCUCCGAAACAGAGAGAUGAGAGGAUUGCAGGUAUCUUUGAAUCAGACGCAGAAGGUUAGGCUGGAAAGGGCUCUAGAGAAGCUGAAGGUAUUAUCGGCUUCGAAUGCUAAACCUAACGCAUGCGUUAACGUCGCCGACGCCAUCCCCGUCAACUUCGAAGACGGCGUGCUCAAGGGGCAUGGCACCACAGAACUCGAAGGUGAAGUGGUUGCCACGGUCUGUGGAGUGGUCGAACGCGUUAACAAACUCGUCUAUGUUCGCGCUUUGAGAGCCAGGUACAAGCCUGAAAUUGGAGAUAUCAUUGUGGGGCGUGUUAUCGAGAUUGCUCCAAAGCGCUGGAGAUUAGAGAUAAAUUUUAGGCAAGAUGCUGUAUUGAUGCUUUCUUCAAUGAACUUACCAGAUGGCAUCCAGAGGCGACGAACAGCGGUUGAUGAACUAAACAUGCGCAGCAUUUUUGAAGAGAAUGACGUUAUUUGUGCUGAAGUUCGUGGUUUCCAGCAUGAUGGUAGUUUGCACCUGCAAGCUAGAAGCCAGAAGUAUGGCAAGCUCGAUAGGGGACAAUUGCUCACCGUUCCGCCAUAUCUAGUGAAGAGGCGGAAACAGCAUUUCCACCACUUAGAACAGUAUGGGAUUGACCUGAUACUUGGAUGCAACGGAUUCAUCUGGGUUGGCGAACACACCCAAAUCAAAGACGAUAUGAUUGAGGAUCAGAGUAGUAAAGCCGAGCAACAACAUUCUAAACCCAGCAGAAACUCAAUGUCUCUCGAAGAACAAGAACGCACUUACACGCCGCUGGACAUCAGGCAAAACAUAUGCAGGAUUGCAAAUGCUGUCCGUGUCUUGUCGAAUCUAGACUUCAGCAUCACCUUAGAAGUGAUCAUGGAGAUUUAUAACUUGAGCAGCUCCCUGAAUAUCGACAUACAUCAGAUGCUCGGGCCAGAAUUCUGCGUGCUGGUCGCUGAGGCAGAGGCCGAACGGCAGAGCUUGGUUAAAAAGAAGCGGUAG
Molecule: messenger RNA, 1125 nt
Organism: Diospyros lotus (date-plum)
Lineage: Eukaryota; Viridiplantae; Streptophyta; Magnoliopsida; Ericales; Ebenaceae
Product: exosome complex component RRP4 homolog
Exons: 6
Coding region: 37-1125 (362 amino acids)
Biological process (GO): CUT catabolic process; exonucleolytic trimming to generate mature 3'-end of 5.8S rRNA from tricistronic rRNA transcript (SSU-rRNA, 5.8S rRNA, LSU-rRNA); TRAMP-dependent tRNA surveillance pathway
Cellular component (GO): nuclear exosome (RNase complex); cytoplasmic exosome (RNase complex)
Molecular function (GO): RNA binding
Source: RefSeq, a predicted model, not a curated record